UUCAUCACUUGAUAAUAUAUUCCAGAACGACGUUGUUUUUGGAAAAACGACUGCGAGGAUGAAGGCCAAAAUGUUCCUGAUUGGUUCUCUGUGGUUGUCUCUUUGCUGCCUGCUUCGUGUUCAACCAAAGAAGGCAAGUUUUCUUUCUAUUGGUGAUCCGCUGGACAUGGCUGUGAACUCUGUUGAUGACAGGUACUCUACCUGUGCUACACAGAUGGAGGCAAAGGUCAAAAAGACGUAUUUUGAAAAGGAAAUGGAAAAUAGUGUAUUCAGCAAGGCAUGGAAGGGAGCAGAAAGUUGUGCAGAUAGAAAUAUGAAACAAAAAGAAGCAGCAGAUGAGGCUCUAACAAAAGAUCACAUGCAAGCAAUUUGUGUUUACACAGCUGGAGGGCAAGCAGAUUUCUAUAAGGCAUUCAAUGACGCAGUCAAGACCAACAGACAACAAUAUAGUUCAUCCUUUCCAUUCCACUCUUUGCAUUUCUGGCUGACCAGAGCGAUACAGAUCCUCAAACCCAAUUAUAAUGAAUGUUACACAACUUUCCGUAGAAUGAAAUCCACAUUAACUGGUGAAGUCAACCAAGAAAUUCGAUUUGGUAAUUUUGCCUCCUCCUCCAAAUUAACAACUCUGACAAGCUUUGGUAAUACAACAUGCUUUAACAUUACAACCUGUCAUGGAGCUUAUCUGAAAAAAUACCCAAAGCUCAAAGAUCAUGAGCAGGAGGUGCUCAUUCCACCUUAUGAGACGUUCAAGAUAGUCAGCAAAGCUAAACCUCAAGAACUUAAUGACUGUAAGACUGUCUAUGUUCUGAAAGAUAAUGGUGUUGAAAGCAAUCUUGACUGCCAUGUUGCAAACCAAAUAAUUUUGUGAUUUUCUUUCUUCACACACAUUAAUUUAGAACAGUUUCAUCUUGUUCUAAAUUUACACCUGGCUGAUCUUUAAAGAGAAAGUUCAGAUUGAUCUCAAUCAACUUCCUCAUUUGAAUAAACAUGCAGAAAUUUAGGCUGUAGCGUAAAAGCUAAUGGCGAGCUUCUCUGUGCUACUUAGAACCGUUUAACUGCUGCAAGCUGAAGCUUUGGGUUUGCUUAGAGGACAGGGGUUUUUAAACCAUUGUUUUGCUAAUGUGAAAGUAUUUC
Molecule: messenger RNA, 1134 nt
Organism: Xiphophorus maculatus (southern platyfish)
Lineage: Eukaryota; Metazoa; Chordata; Actinopteri; Cyprinodontiformes; Poeciliidae
Product: erythroblast NAD(P)(+)--arginine ADP-ribosyltransferase-like
Exons: 3
Coding region: 59-868 (269 amino acids)
Molecular function (GO): NAD+ poly-ADP-ribosyltransferase activity; NAD+-protein-arginine ADP-ribosyltransferase activity
Source: RefSeq, a predicted model, not a curated record